Dipodomys ordii (Ord's kangaroo rat) is the source of this 3032-nucleotide messenger RNA. RefSeq names its product protein phosphatase 2, regulatory subunit B', epsilon isoform (gene Ppp2r5e). Bases 68 to 1243 code for a protein of 391 amino acids. Gene Ontology annotation, cellular component: protein phosphatase type 2A complex; cytosol; nucleus. NCBI's taxonomy places the organism in Eukaryota, Metazoa, Chordata, Mammalia, Rodentia, Heteromyidae. The record is from RefSeq and is a predicted model, not a curated record. The transcript is spliced from 12 exons. Gene Ontology annotation, molecular function: protein phosphatase activator activity. Gene Ontology annotation, biological process: signal transduction; protein dephosphorylation.
UCCAACCUCAGAGCAGCCUGAACUGUUCCUAAAGAAACUUCAGCAGUGCUGUGUCAUUUUUGACUUCAUGGACACGCUAUCUGAUCUUAAAAUGAAAGAAUACAAGCGCUCCACUCUUAAUGAACUGGUGGACUACAUUACAAUAAGCAGAGGCUGUUUGACAGAGCAGACUUACCCUGAAGUAGUUAGAAUGGUAUCUUGCAAUAUAUUCAGAACUCUCCCUCCUAGUGACAGCAAUGAAUUUGAUCCUGAAGAAGAUGAACCUACCCUUGAGGCAUCAUGGCCACACCUACAGCUUGUAUAUGAAUUUUUCAUACGAUUUUUGGAAAGCCAAGAAUUCCAACCUAGCAUUGCCAAAAAAUACAUAGACCAGAAAUUUGUAUUACAGCUUUUGGAGCUAUUUGACAGUGAAGACCCUCGGGAACGGGACUACUUAAAAACAGUCUUGCACAGAAUUUAUGGCAAGUUUCUUGGUCUUAGAGCAUUUAUCCGAAAACAGAUUAACAAUAUUUUUCUAAGGUUUGUUUAUGAAACUGAACACUUCAAUGGUGUAGCUGAACUGCUGGAAAUAUUAGGAAGUAUUAUCAAUGGCUUUGCUUUACCUCUUAAGGCAGAACACAAACAGUUUCUGGUGAAAGUGCUGAUCCCUUUACAUACCGUCAGGAGCUUGUCACUCUUCCAUGCCCAGUUGGCGUAUUGUAUAGUACAAUUUCUGGAAAAAGACCCUUCACUCACUGAACCAGUUAUUAGGGGGUUAAUGAAAUUUUGGCCUAAAACAUGCAGUCAAAAAGAGGUCAUGUUCCUUGGGGAACUCGAAGAAAUUUUGGAUGUGAUUGAACCUUCACAAUUUGUUAAAAUUCAAGAACCUUUAUUUAAACAGAUUGCCAAGUGUGUAUCUAGCCCCCAUUUUCAGGUGGCAGAAAGGGCCCUCUAUUAUUGGAAUAAUGAAUACAUUAUGAGUUUGAUAGAAGAAAACUCUAACGUUAUCCUUCCCAUCAUGUUUUCCAGUCUUUAUAGGAUUUCAAAAGAACAUUGGAAUCCGGCUAUUGUGGCGUUAGUGUACAAUGUAUUGAAGGCGUUUAUGGAAAUGAACAGCACCAUGUUUGAUGAGCUGACAGCCACAUACAAGUCAGAUCGUCAGCGUGAAAAAAAGAAAGAAAAAGAACGUGAAGAAUUAUGGAAGAAAUUGGAGGAUCUAGAGUUAAAGAGAGGUCUUAGACGUGAUGGGAUAAUUCCAACUUAACAGAAACACGACAGCAACAUGACUAACCUGUGGAGUCACACAUUUAUGUAGUAGAAGAUGGAGCAACAGUUUUCUGUAUUGUGCAACUUUACAGUAGAUUUCACAUUUGUUUCAUUAUUACAACAGCACUGUAUAUACCUGUCUUUAAGUAAAGGAAAAAAAAAUAAGGACUUCAAUCCAAAGUUUGGACAGUAGAUGGACUUCUCAGAACUUUGCAAACAUAAUCAUUGUUCUAACCCUCUUAAAAAAAAAAAAGUGGUCUUCAAAGAUCUGUUGAUGAAAUUGCUAUGUUUAAAUUCCAUUAUCAGGAGUUCUUAUUUAUCACUAGCAGAGAGUAUGAUACAAUUUUCAAAUGUGAACAAUCUUAAAUUUAGCUUAUCUUUCUGCUAAGCUGUUAAAUGUAUUUAUAGUAAAGGAAGAAAAAGAUUGUCAUUUCCUUAUAAGUCUGUGUAACAUCCUCCUUUGGAUAACUUGAUGAAAUUUGACAUCUUUUCCUUUUGCACAUCUUCAUGAGUUGAAUGUCCACAUAGAAUGGGGCUGUGAAUUACCAAAGCCCCUCAGGAAAGUUUUGUCUACUGGGGUGAACAUCUUUCCAGUAACCAGGUAGUCCUGGCACUCCUUUAGUUUUCAAAUUAGGAGUAAAAUAAGAGGAGAGGUGAUAAACAUAGUAGGGAAGGGAAUUUUGGAUUCAUACUUGAGUCGAAUGGAGGAUCCAAAUCAAUGUCUUGAAUCCUUUGAAAACAGGCACUGGGACACCACAGGCUUCAGUGCCUGACCAGUAUUAGUUGCAUCCAUCCUUGAGCAUACAUACCAGAGACAGUGUAGACAUGUCACAACAUCCUUUUGGACCAUACAAUAUAAGAAAAACAAACACUAAACAACACACAACCAUGAAAUUGAUUGCCAGGAAUGUGAAUUGAAUUGGGAUAAGAGUUGAGCAAACAGCUUGGACUGUUUGGAGUUGUUGCCUUACUUUUUAAUAUGUAUUUAUAAAGUAUUCCAGCAAAAGAGGAUGUAGCCUCUGGGGGGAAAAAAACCCACGUUACAGUGUUUUUUGUAGAUUCUCAUUCUAUAUAUCAUCACCGCGCCAGCCAGCCCUGUUUUUAGCCAGAAAGGAUUCAGGAUACACAUUAUGCAUCUUCAAUUGGAUGCAUAUUCCUAACUACUGUAUUUGUUACCAAAAGUGGUUCUACAAAUGCUACUGAAAAAAAUCUGGAAAUUCCUAAUGUCCUGAGUAUUAAUAAUAAAGUUUAAAAGUGCUUUUAUAUCAAAGGUGCAUCGUGACCAAAUUGUUUAAGAAAAACACAAUUGUUUCAGAAACAAGAUCUAGGGCUGAAUUAUAGAUAGAUCUUCUUGGCUUUCUGCUUUGGUAUUAGGAGAGGAAUCUUAUACCUUGGGUAGGUAAACUGCUGUAAGACUAAAGUGCAGUAUGGACUUACCCAACGUGGUUCCAUGACUAUGUACAGAGAGCUGUGUGCUUUGGCCUUGUCUUCAGGAUGCUUUUUGCUUGUGGUGGACGUGGCAGCAAUAGGUUGAUUUCCUCAGCUGUCACUUCCAGCCAUGCUCAUCGAAUGAGCUGAUUCCUGUUCAUAUGUUGAAUUGUGGUAGUAGCAAACGUGAACAUAUGAACUAUUGUUGCUUUAAAUAGACAAGUAUUAUAAAUACGGGCUUGUAUGUUUUAUUCCAGCCAUUUAACUAUUGAGUAGAAUAUAUAGUUUUAUUAUUUCUAAGGAAAAGAGGGGGAAAGCCACUGACCUCUUACCCCUCCAUAACUCUGUAAAAAAAAAGA